UCUCGUUCUUUCUUUCUUUCACAUUGAUUGAUUGAAGCCAGCGAGUGAGUGAGCGAGCCAGGUAGGGUUUUCGGUGUUCCCCUCUUUGUGUUCGUUCGCGACGAUGGGGUCCAUCCCCGAUCCAGGCGAGUUGAGCGAGUUGACUCAGCCGAGCUUCGACGAGUUCCAGCGCCAAACCUCUCUCAUGACCAGCUGCACCCUCCUCUGGAAGGAGCUCUCCGACCACUUCUCCUCCCUCGAGCAAGACCUCAACCACAAAUCCGAAGCCCUCAAGCGCAAGAUUCACACCCUCGACAACUCCACCUCGGACUCCCUCCGCCUCCUCGACCACCGCGAAACCUCUCUCGACGCCACUCUCCAGAUCGCCCUCCGCACGCUCGACACGCGCCGCACCGCUGCUCUCUCCGCCCUCCUCCACGACGCUGACGACACCUCCCCCGACGGCGAGGUCGAUGACACCGCCGGCCUCGUCCUCAAGCUCAAGUCCUUCUGCCUCCGCAUGGACGCGUUCGGCUUCUUCGCCUUCGUCAGCGCCAAGAAGAAGGAGCUGGACGGCCUACGCGCCGAGAUGCCGGUGGCGCUGGCGGAGUGCGUCGAUCCGGCGAAAUUCGUGCUGGAGGCGAUCUCGGAGGUGUUUCCGGUCGACAAGAGAGGGGAGAAGGCCGGCCACGACUUGGGCUGGGCCUGCGUCCUUGUCCUGGAGUCGUUAAUUCCGGUCGUCGUCGACCCCGUCAUCGGAAAAUCGAGGUUGUUGGUUACCCCUACCGUGAAGGAGCAUGCCACGGAGAUCGCGGAGACUUGGAAGAGCAGCCUGGAGGAUCGUGGCGGCGUGGAAAACCUGAAGACACCUGACGUCCACACUUUCUUGCAGCACGUUGUUACCUUCGGGAUUGUCAAGAACGAUGACUCCGAUUUGUACCGGAAGCUUGUUAUUGCUUCCGCUUGGAGGAAACAGAUGCCGAAGCUCGCGCUUUCGCUUGGUCUCGCUCAGCAAAUGCCUGAUAUGAUUGAAGAGUUGAUCAGCAAAGGGCAGCAGCUUGAUGCGGUUCACUUUACCUAUGAAGUGGGUCUGGUGGAAAAGUUCCCUCCUGUUCCCUUGUUGAAGUCUUUUCUCAAGGAUGCUAAGAAAGUUGCGGCUUCUAUUUUGGAAGAUCCUAAUAAUGCAGGCCGAGCUGCGUACCUAGCUGCAAGGAAAGAGCAGUCUGCACUCAGGGCUGUGAUUAAAUGCAUUGAAGAAUACAAACUUGAGGAUGAGUUCCCUCCAGAAAAUCUGAAGAAGCGACUUGACCAGUUAGAGAAGGUGAAGAUGGUGAAGACCGAGAAAAGGAAACCAGUGGCAGUUCCUGCCAAUAAGAGAACUAGAGCAAGCAACGGCAAUGGAGGUCCAAUGCCACCAGCCAAAGCUGGGCGUUUGACUAAUGCGUAUGUAUCAUCUUUCCCUGCUGCUCCUACAUUUGUCAGGUCUCCAUCACACGGGCAAUACCCAGCUGCUCUUCCACCAUACCCUUCCCCACCCCACAUGUACGGCAGCAGAAGUCCCCCAGCAAAUCCUUAUGCUGCUUAUUCACCCGAGCCGGCACCAGCUAUUGCAGGGUCUUACCCGGCAGCUCCCAUGAACUAUCCUCAUGCAUAUGGCGGCUAUGGAAAUGUUUUGGCUCCCACUUAUCAGCAGGCUUACUACCGAUAGAAAUGACAACCUUUGAAGAUGGUAACCACUGAUAUGACGACCUUGAUCCAAUUUACUUUUGCAAUGUUGUUUGUAAUCACUAACCGUUUAACGGUAGCAGUUCUGUGUGUUAAUUAUAACUACUGUCCCACUUCCUGCUCGGCAUGGGGAGAAGUUGUAUUUCUAAUGUUGAUCCCAUAGUACUAGGUGAUUGUGGAAAGUAACUAGGACGGCCAAGAAACAUCAGAAACUCAACUACCACUGUUCGGUUUAGUUGUAGAAAGACUUACUGUGUUUACAUUAUAUGCUUAUCUUGGGAUCGAAUUGAAGGAAAACAAAAAGAGAAAAAAAGGUAAUCUGUUUCUUGGCAGCUGUUGACUAUGGUAUAAAGACCAUAAAGGAAAUAAUUUUGUCUGAGAUAAAUGUUUUUCUGCAUUUUUAAUGCCGGACUAUGGUAUUUGUUAGUACU
Glycine soja is the source of this 2135-nucleotide messenger RNA. Its product is annotated as FRIGIDA-like protein 4a. The record is from RefSeq and is a predicted model, not a curated record. NCBI's taxonomy places the organism in Eukaryota, Viridiplantae, Streptophyta, Magnoliopsida, Fabales, Fabaceae. The transcript has 3 exons. The coding region runs from base 104 to 1687 and encodes 527 amino acids.